AUGUUGGAGUUUGAGAUUCUUCUACAACAGUGGCCAUUAAGUAUUUUUGACGACGACAAAGACUGGGUAGAAGAUGAGCGGCCUCACAUCCUGAGCAGCAUGAAGAGGCGGAGGCGCUGGCCCCUGGCGGCCCUGGCCCCGGCCUUUGGGGGAGGAGCCUCUAGCGCUGCAGGAGGGGCCGCGCUGGAGCCACCUGAGGAGAGGGUGGUGUACAUGCGGUGGCAAGUCCAACUGUCGCCUGCACACAGCACCAAGGCGCUGAUCGACGCUUUCAAGCUAUUCCUGCCCCAUAGCACGGAGUUCAGGAGCUCCGACGCGGAGCUCUGGAGCUACCUCUGCCGCCUCAAGCACCAGUUCUCCCCCCACAUCCUGCGCAGCAAGGACGUCUAUGGCUACCUCCCUCCUGACCCUGGCCCUGGACCCCCGGCACCAGCCCCCCGAGGCCCACCUCAGACGAGCCCGCCAGCUGCCAGGCAGAGGGGCCACGGAGCCCGGACGGUGGCGGUCAGCCAGAGGAAGGUGCCGCCCCCGCCUCCGCCGUCCCGCGAGGAUAGCAGCCCCCGCAAGCCCGCGGCCUCCUGGCCCUACUCCGGGGUCCGCACCCUGGAGGAGAGUGGGAGGGCGGCCACCCCGACGUUGACCACCUUCCCCACCAUUCGCGUAGUAGGCGACAUGUGGGUCGAGAGCAGCCUGCCAGAAGCGCUACGCCAGGCGCGCCAAGUCCUGGGAGUGAACCUGGAACCCGUGGUGAGACUCCGCCGCUUCCCAGUGCCUGGACUUGAGAUGCGGGCCACCGCCGCACGACCUCUCAGCCCCAGGACGGGUUGUGCCUGGAGGGAUGAACCAGGGACAGCCGGGACCGCGUCCUCUAGUGCACUUUACAGGAGAAGAAGCACAAGAUGGUCCUGGCCUGCGCCCCAGGGAUGCGGCGCCGCCUUCUGGGACUCCGGGGCAGCUGUGCCCCUCUGCUGCCUCCCAGCACCAGGUCUGCGGAGGGAGGAGACCCCUGGACCGCAAGGGAGGUCCCCUUUCUUCCUAACCCCAGAUUGAGAUGUCUCCAGGACUGUAGGGGCAGAUCCAUGUUCUCUCUUGUUCCCUCAUUGGUCUGAAGUCGUCAGAAGAAGCCAUUCCACCCCCACCCCCUCCAAAGGAAUUUGGUUCCAUGCUUGUGUAAUAAAGCUAGAAUUCCCUUGCUGUUCACCCAC
This is a messenger RNA of Neofelis nebulosa (Clouded leopard), 1205 nucleotides long. RefSeq names its product coiled-coil domain-containing protein 71L-like. The record is from RefSeq and is a predicted model, not a curated record. Lineage: Eukaryota; Metazoa; Chordata; Mammalia; Carnivora; Felidae.